GGGGGUCAACAGUCACGUCCCCUUAUCAGAAUCCAGAACUCCCUGUAUUGCUUCCGCUGCGAAUGUCCGGGCCAAAAGUAUCGGCGGACAAGGGGGCGCUCAUCAUCGUCAUGGGUGUCAGUGGAUGUGGAAAAUCUACCACAGGCAAAGCCCUUGCGGGUGCCAUUCAAAAUACGCAAUUCCAAGAUGGGGAUGAUCUUCACCCAAAAUCAAACAUUGACAAAAUGUCGCAGGGUCAACAAUUAACAGACGAAGAUCGACACCCAUGGCUCUCUCUCAUCCGCUCAACUGCAGAACACCUAAUUGCUUCGGGAACAUCCAAAGUGAUCGUGAUCGCCUGCUCAGCGCUGAGAAAGCGAUAUCGUGAU
Messenger RNA from Cantharellus anzutake, 368 nucleotides. RefSeq lists its product as uncharacterized. The transcript is spliced from 2 exons. Gene Ontology annotation, cellular component: cytoplasm. Gene Ontology annotation, molecular function: gluconokinase activity. The annotation marks the transcript as partial. NCBI's taxonomy places the organism in Eukaryota, Fungi, Basidiomycota, Agaricomycetes, Cantharellales, Hydnaceae. The record is from RefSeq and is a predicted model, not a curated record.